Microtus ochrogaster (prairie vole) is the source of this 3147-nucleotide messenger RNA. It is a transcript of the gene Pde4c, whose product is annotated as phosphodiesterase 4C. Lineage: Eukaryota; Metazoa; Chordata; Mammalia; Rodentia; Cricetidae. Gene Ontology annotation, molecular function: 3',5'-cyclic-nucleotide phosphodiesterase activity. The record is from RefSeq and is a predicted model, not a curated record. Gene Ontology annotation, biological process: signal transduction.
CCCCUCUUCCGACGGCUGGGGCUGGACCUGCAAGCCUGCCUCUCUGAGUAUGCUGACGAGCCUGCGGUGUGUCUCCAGGGAACGGACCCUGAAUCGAGGCUUCUUGCUCAAGAGGCCAGGAGCUUCCGUGACCGGUGGGGGUAGCUUCAGAUCUGAGUCCUGUGAUCUUUCCUGCCUGGCUUCAGCACCGCGGAGAGGGAGGCUCCUUGGGGUAGGAUCCCGGCUCUGGACACAGCCCCUCCCGGGGCCACCCACGGUCUCUCUUUCCUUUCCUUGGUUUUGGGGGGCCGCGCAUGGAGACCCUGGGUGUCAGCCGCGCAGGAGUCCCACGGCCCCCGAAGCAUUUGUGGAGGCAGCCACGGCGCCCCAUCCGCAUCCAGCGGCGCUUCCACUCGGACCCGGAGCCCAGCGAGUGGUCUAUGCUCCUGAAGUCCUGGCGCUCGUGGCCCAGCUCCUUCCACCGCCGCUUCGACCUGGAAAAUGGGCUCGCGAGCUGCAGAGGCCCCUUGGAUCCUCAAUCUGGCCGCGUCCUCCAGCCUCCUGGCCAGCAAGGCCAGCGGCGCGAGUCCUUCCUGUACCGCUCCGACAGUGACCAUGAACCUUCAUCGAAGGCUGUGUCCCGGAACUCCUCGGUGGCCAGUGAUCUACAUGGAGAAGACAUGAUUGUCACGCCCUUCGCACAGGUUCUGGCCAGUCUCAGAACGGUCCGCAGCAACGUGGCCACCCUUGCCCAUAACCCAGGCAGCGCCACCAGGCAGCCACUCUUGGGGACCCCUCCGUGUAGCAGCCAGCUGGCCGCCCCCACAGAGGACGCUGGGCUGCAGCUGGCGCAGGAGACGCUGGAGGAGAUGGACUGGUGCCUGGAGCAGUUGGAGACACUGCAGACGCGGCGCUCGGUGGGAGAGAUGGCGUCCAACAAGUUCAAGCGCAUGCUCAACCGCGAGUUGACCCAUCUGUCGGAAACCAGCCGCUCAGGGAACCAGGUGUCGGAGUACAUCUCCCAGACCUUCCUGGACCAGCCGGCGGAGGUGGAGCUUCCCAGGCUGCCCACUGAGGACACGCGGCCCAUGUCCCGGAUCAGUGCCCUGCGCGGGCCCCGCCCCGCCAGCCUCCCCACAACUGCCGUCCCCCGCUUCGGGGUCCAGACAGAUCAGGAGGCGCAGCUGGCUAAGGAACUUGAAGACACCAACAAGUGGGGACUUGAUGUGUUCAAAGUGGCUGAGCUGAGCGGGAACCGGCCGCUCACAGCCGUCAUGUUCAGCGUCUUCCAGGAACGGGACCUGCUCAAGACGUUCCAGAUUCCGGCGGACACGCUGCUGACGUUCCUGCUCACGCUGGAGGCUCACUACCACGCUGACGUGGCCUACCACAACAGUGUGCAUGCCGCGGACGUGGCCCAGUCCGUGCACGUGUUGCUGGGCACCCCUGCCCUGGAGGCUGUGUUCACAGAUCUGGAAGUCUUGGCGGCUAUCUUUGCAUGCGCUAUCCACGACGUGGACCACCCGGGCGUCUCCAAUCAGUUUCUCAUCAACACCAACUCGGAGCUGGCGCUGAUGUACAAUGACAUGUCGGUGUUGGAGAACCAUCACCUGGCGGUGGGCUUCAAGCUCUUGCAGGCAGAAAACUGCGACAUUUUCCGGAACCUCAGCGCCAAGCAGAGACUGAGUCUGCGCAGGAUGGUCAUAGACAUGGUGCUAGCCACAGACAUGUCUAAACACAUGAGCCUCCUGGCCGAGCUCAAGACCAUGGUGGAGAUGAAGAAGGUGACCAGCCUCGGGGUCCUGCUCCUGGACAACUACUCCGACCGUAUCCAGGUCCUACAGAGCCUGGUGCACUGCGCCGACCUCAGCAACCCCACCAAACCUCUGCCGCUCUACCGCCAGUGGACUGACCGCAUCAUGGCCGAGUUUUUCCAGCAGGGUGACCGUGAACGCGAGUUGGGCCUGGACAUCAGCCCCAUGUGUGACAAGCACACUGCCUCUGUGGAGAAGUCCCAGGUGGGAUUCAUUGACUACAUCGCCCAUCCGCUGUGGGAAACAUGGGCUGACCUGGUGCACCCCGAUGCUCAGGAGCUGUUGGAUACGUUGGAAGACAACAGACAGUGGUAUCAGAGUCGGAUACCAUGCAGCCCCACUCACGCCGUGGGCCAAGAGCACUGUGGUCCUGACAGAUUCCAGUUUGAGCUAACGCUGGAGGAAGCUGAGGAGGAGGAGGAGGAAGGACUGGCCCAGCACUGAGCAUCCAGUCCUCAGAGUCACCCAGCACUUAGCUUCUGUCCUCCAAGACCAGCCUGGAGCACAGGGUAGACCCGACAAGAUUUUGGGCUAGCCUAGCAUGGACCAUGAAGUCACAGUCACGCCCUUUGGGUGCCUAUGGACGCUGGUGACUUCUGAAGUGAUUUCUGGCCGUGUCAGCUUCUCUUUUCACCUGUCAAAGUACACAGCCGAAAUUUACACAUAGACAAAUCUUGGGUUCCAUUUGGAAGCCUGCGGCUGGGGUCCACUAUGACCUCAGGCUUGGAUGGAAUGGAAUUGGCAUCUGGGUGGCACCUCCUCUUGCCUCUCUGUCCCGCUUCCGUCGGCUUUGGUUGGCUUCGGUCGGCUAGGGCUGGGGCUCUCUGUGGUUUCCGUUUGUUUGUUUGUUUAGCUUCUUUUCGACGCUGAAGAUGGAAACCUGGGGUCCCACGUGCUCUGUGAGCAGAGUGGCCCCAGCCCCAACAUCACCAUUUGCGUCCUUUGAUGUCAAUAGGUGUCCGGCCUCCAACCGUCCAAUCACAGACCUUUACUGAGUCCCCCAGGGAGAAUCCCUUUGUAAAUAGAGACAAGGAGCAGCCCCCACUGAAGUCUAGUGUCUUCUGACGCUAGAGACUGUGCCAGACUCUUCGUGGAUACUGAGAGGCAGGUGGCCCUCUGAGAAGAACCCGCAGGCCUCCGACUCCCUAUGGUUUGUUCACACAGCCAUUGAUACAGCUGGUAGGGGUCCUCCCUGUAGUAACCUGGGGAUCAAACCAGUGUGGAGGGUCUCAGCAUACUCAACUGUGGGUCCCCAGAGUCAGGAGGAGGAGGGGGAGGGUUUUAUGUGAGUACAAGAGAGCUGGGACGUGGCUCUGGGGUGGAGCCCCUACCUAGGAUCCUCCAGUGAGGGGCU